AUGAAACAAUACGACGAAGCGUUAAAACAUUAUAAAAUUGUAUUAGAAAUGGAAGAUCGAACAUUUCCAAUAUUCGUUGCAGUUUGUUGUCUCCAAAUUGGCAGGUUAUUAGAGAAAGUACAAAAGAAUUUCUUUCUAUCCAGAGAAUACUUUGAACGAGCAUUAAGUUUAUUUGAAAACAAAGUAUUUCCACAUGACUACGUUAAUCUAGCAUUAAGUCCCGCUGUUAUUGGUAAUUGUUAUUAUUUCACUGGUAAUGACGAACUAGCAUAUAAAAAUUACUUAAAAGCAUUGAAUAUAUAUGAACAAGCAUUGAUCCUUUACCCUUCGAUAGAGCUGCGACAAAUGUUUGUUGGUUGUCUGUUUAAAAUUGGUACAAUUUACCAAGAAAAACUAGAUAAUUAUACAAAUGCUAAAGAAUGUUUUCAACGUAUCAUCCAAUUUUACUCAACGGAUGAAUGUCCGUUCGAUAGCUAUGGUUUGGCACAUAAAUAUAUUGGACAAAUUAUAUAUGAUAUCGGCAAAAAUUAUAAGCAAGCACUAGAACACUUAUACUUAGCAGCAAAAUUCUAUGAAACAAAGUUUAAAAAUGAUUUAGAAUUAGCCGAAUGUUAUCGUUUUAUUAGUCAGAUUUAUUUGAAACAGGAAAAAUAUCAUCAGGCACUAGAUUAUACGUUGAAAGAACUCAAAUUAUUAUUACAACCAAAAGAGUUAGCAGCAAGUGUAAAGCAAGCGACAACAAAUGAUUUAUCGUUUUUGAAAAAAAAACUGGUCUCUUGCCAAGAGCUAUAA
Molecule: messenger RNA, 792 nt
Organism: Didymodactylos carnosus
Lineage: Eukaryota; Metazoa; Rotifera; Eurotatoria; Philodinida; Philodinidae
Source: the annotation of a GenBank genome assembly